AUGUUUGCUAUGCAGGCAGCUUUUCGGUCUAACUGCUGGAGGGCAGCACGGCUACCCCGUGUUCGCUGUUUGCAUGACCUUAAUAAACACCCUCAAAGCAAGUUCUUGCAGGUAUCAGAAGAAGUCCGUGAUGCUGUCGCGACAGGGAAGCCCGUCGUUGCGCUUGAGACGACCAUUUAUACUCAUGGCUUCCCAUAUCCCGACAACGUUGCUCUGGCGUCGCUGUUGGAAUCUGUCGUUCGAGUGAACGGCGGUGUUCCUGCGACCAUUGGAAUUAUCGGCGGUGUUGCAAAAGUUGGCAUGAGUGCAGAAGAAAUUAUAGAGCUGGCCUCUACUGUGGAGAAUGCCUCCGCCUUGAAGGUUUCCCGCCGAGAUUUGGGGUACAUCUGUGGCAUGGGCCUGGCUGGAAAGCGUAUUCAUGGUGGAACCACAAUCUCGGGCACCAUGAUUCUCUCUGAGCUUGCAGGAAUCAAGAUCUUCGGGACUGGUGGCCUUGGUGGUGUCCACCGUGGAGGAGAGAAUUCAAUGGACAUUUCUGCUGAUCUCACUGAACUGGGCCGAACCCCUGUGACGGUCAUUAGCUCCGGUUGCAAGAGCUUCCUGGAUAUUCCUAGGACGCUUGAGUACCUUGAGACCGAAGGUGUCUGCGUCGGUACCUUUGCCGAUGGACGUGAGGGAUCCGUCGACUUCCCCGCGUUCUUCACGCGAGACAGUGGCUUCCGCAGCCCGCGGACUAUCCAAAAUGAGGCCGAGGCUGCUGCUAUCGUCUAUGCGCAAUCUAAACUCCCCGUCAUGUCUGGCAUCCACUUCGCCAACCCCGUCCCCUUGGAAUCAUCAGUGUCUAAGCCCGAGAUGGAUCGUAUCAUUGAAGAGGCUGUCCGUCUCGCCAAUGUAGAGGGCUACCAUGGUAGCGAUAACACUCCAUUUGUUCUAGCUAAGAUCAAAGAGCUGAGCGGCGGAAAAAGUGUGAUUGCAAACCGGGCUCUAAUUGAAAACAACGUUCAGCGCGCUACACGAGUCGCCGUGGAGCUUGCUAAGCUCGAGGAACAAGACCGAGAAUAUGCGGCUCGACACAUGCCUGCAAUCCCAAACAUUGUCCAGCCAAACCAUGAUACCGCCAAGCCCCAAGACGCUUUCAAGGCUGCCCAGCCCGCAGCUCCUCCGCAGGUUGAAAUAGCAGAUGUCAUGGUUGCUGGCUCUCUCGCCAUUGAUCUGUCCUGUGACUUUACGCCAUUCCACAAUGAACUGGCCUUAAUCGCACCCGUGCCUCAUACGUCCAACCCAGCCGUCAUCGGCCAAAGCCUUGGAGGCGUAGGCCACAACGUCGCCCUCGCAGCUACCUACGUCGGCAGUGACGUUCUCUUCUGCAGCGUUGUAGCCGACGACUUAAGUGGCCGCGCAGCACUGGCAUCGCUCGAAAAAGAAGGCCUCAGCACCGCAGGUGUUCAAGUCCUUCCCUCAACACCAGGAACACGCACUGCCCAAUACGUCGCCAUCAAUGAUGCCAAAAAAGACCUCGUCGUCGCGAUGGCUGACAUGGGCAUCGUCGAGCUCCCAGAACACCGACUCGACUUUGACGGCUUCUGGGAGCCUUUAAUGGAACGCACCAAGCCCGCCUGGGUCGUCGUCGACGCUAACUGGCACCCAGAGGUUUUGAAAAAAUGGAGCACAAUCGCUCGCAAGCACGGUGCUCGCGUCGCAUUCGAGCCCGUUUCAACAGCGAAAUCCCGCCGUCUCUUCGGUCGCGAUGCUACCGGUACAUGCGCGACUAUUGGUCCAGAACAAGUAGUUCCCAACCACACCAUUAGCCUCGCCUGUCCGAACCGCCUGGAGCUGACCUCAAUGUAUGCCGCGGCGCGUGAGACAGACCUCUUCGAGUCCCGAGGCUGGUGGGCCGUCAUCGACGCGAUGAAUCUAUCCCCAACAGGUUCUCGCGAGCGUCUUGUUUACGUGACAUCCGCUGCGCUCGUCGACCAGGGAAUUCCGCAACAAUCAAUCCAGCUCCUUCCCUUCAUCCCAUGCAUCAUCACGAAACUUGGUGAAUCUGGCGCUCUUCUAACUCAACUCUUACCCCCUGGUGAUCCCCGUCUCACGGACGCAGAGUAUGCGCCGUAUAUCCUUGCCCGCGCACAGGCUUCCGACGCGCCUUUCGGUGGUGUUUAUAUGCGGUUGUUCCCUCCGGCUGUGAACUUGGAUCCUGAGGAUGUAGUUAGUGUGAAUGGAGCUGGUGAUACACUUCUUGGGGUUACGGUGGCUGGGUUGGCGAAGAAGGGUGAUGCUGCGCGCGUUGAGGAUGUGAUUUCUGUUGCUCAGGAGGCGAGUCGGAGGACGUUGACUAGUGCUGGGGGUGUGAGCCAGGAACUGGUUGGUCUUCGGGGUACUAUGGGGCUUUAG
This is a messenger RNA of Penicillium atrosanguineum, 2394 nucleotides long. Its product is annotated as pseudouridine-5'-phosphate glycosidase/carbohydrate kinase family protein. The transcript has 7 exons. Lineage: Eukaryota; Fungi; Ascomycota; Eurotiomycetes; Eurotiales; Aspergillaceae. Gene Ontology annotation, molecular function: pseudouridylate synthase activity. The coding region runs from base 1 to 2394 and encodes 797 amino acids. The record is from RefSeq and is a predicted model, not a curated record.